This is a messenger RNA of Vitis vinifera (wine grape), 1293 nucleotides long. RefSeq names its product caffeoylshikimate esterase. Lineage: Eukaryota; Viridiplantae; Streptophyta; Magnoliopsida; Vitales; Vitaceae. The record is from RefSeq and is a predicted model, not a curated record. Gene Ontology annotation, molecular function: lipase activity. Gene Ontology annotation, cellular component: membrane. The transcript has a single exon. The coding region runs from base 222 to 1166 and encodes 314 amino acids.
GGCCGGAUUUGGUCCUGUUUUAGUGAGAAUGCAACUUUACCAUCUUGUUGCUGUUGAUCAACCGCUCAACUUCCCAUUGCCGAGUCAACCGAGUCACUCAGCCCAACUCAAUCCCAAAUCAGUAACCCAACACAUCACGAAAAGUCAGUAUUGAACCAACCAAAAUCUCCAGAACCGAGUAGAGGCCACCACUGCUAACGCCAACCAAAAGUCCCCCAAGAAUGGAUGAAACAGACCACCAAAAUCGCCCCUAUUUUUGGGGAAACACCCCAGAAGAAGAGUACUACAAUCUCCAAGGAAUCAAAUCUUCCAAAUCACUGUUCACCUCUACCAGAGGCCUGUCCCUCUUCACCAGAUCAUGGCAACCCCUUUCCACUCCACCCCGCGCCCUUAUCUGUAUGGUUCAUGGCUAUGGCAACGAUAUCAGCUGGACCUUCCAAGCCACUCCAAUUUUCCUUGCCCAGAUGGGUUUCGCCUGCUUCGCCCUUGACCUUCAAGGCCAUGGCCAAUCAGAAGGCCUCAAGGCCUACGUCCCCAACGUCGACCUUGUGGUUGAAGAUUGCGUCUCCUUCUUCAAUUCAAUCAAACAGGACGUUUCCUUCCAUGGAUUGCCCUCAAUUUUGUACGGGGAGUCGAUGGGCGGCGCUAUCUGUCUGCUGAUUCAUUUAUCAAACCCUAAUUCAUUUCAAGGCGCUAUUCUGGUGGCACCCAUGUGUAAAAUCUCAGACAAUGUCAGACCCAGAUGGCCAAUUCCUCAAAUCCUCACAUUUCUUGCCAGAUUCUUUCCCACCUUGCCGAUUGUACCGACCCCAGAUAUCUUGGACAAGUCUGUGAAAGUUCCUGAAAAGAAAAUUAUUGCAGCAAUGAAUCCUCUGAGAUAUAAGGGGAAACCAAGAUUGGGUACUGUUGUUGAGCUUCUGAGGAUUACUGAUUACUUGAGUCAAAAACUGGGUGAGGUGAAACUUCCAUUUAUUGUGCUUCAUGGCAGUGCAGAUGCUGUGACUGAUCCGGAUGUGAGCAGAGCUCUGUAUGAAGAGGCCAAAAGUGAAGACAAGACUAUAAAGAUUUACUACGGGAUGAUGCAUUCUCUGCUGUUUGGAGAGACUGAUGAGAAUGUUGAUAUUGUUCGUCGUGAAAUUCUGUCAUGGUUGAAUGACAGAUUUUGAAUUUUUAGAAGCUCUGCAUGACGCCAUAUAUUUAUCAUCCAUUUACAUUCUGAGUCGAAUUUCAAGCUUUAAUAUUAAGUUUUAUAUUUAUCAUCCAUUAUAUUUCGGAGUGAAACUUCAAUCUUUC